AUGAUUUCAUAUUUUUUAGAUCCAGUUAAACGUCAGUGCCCUCCAGUCACACAAAAACCCAGACAACAUAAGGAUGAAGCGAAGGUCUCCAUCAGUUCACCUGGGUCUGAAUUUAUAAGCAGUGCUUUGAAAUCCUCAGCAAUAAAUAAAGAGGAUCUGGCCAAACGUACAGAGCUUCUGGUCUUAGACAAAAAAGAACAUCCGCAGGAAAAGCAGGAUGAUAUUCCUAAAUGGGAGAGAGAGCUGCAGGAGGAGCUGGAGGAGUACGACGUGUUGGCAGAGAAUGAGAUCCAGGAUGAGGCCUGGGACAGAGAGAUUGAAGAGAUGCUUCAUGAGGACUUUGAGAAAAUCUGACAUCCUAAACAGCUUGAUGAGGACAAUGAUGGAGAGGAACCAUGUAAUAUAGCAAGGUUUUUGAUGUGACCAUCAGACAAACUUGCACAGAAGACUUGACCACAUUUGGACCUUGCAUUUGAUGAAGUCAGGUGUGUUCAUUAGUUUAAUGCCAUAUUAUUAGCCUCCUUCAAUAAUCAAAGAAAGAAAACCUGACAUUGAGAUAUUUAUACUUAAACAUUUUCAGACAACAAUCUGUGUAUCUGAGAUUAAUGGUGGUUACAUGUUGCAAGAUGUUUUAUCUAGAAUGUUCAUCGGGGCAGCGUCUGUCUACAAUGACAAAAAUCAGUGUGUAUAAAUGGUUAAAAUAGUGAAAAACACCGGACCUUACCUCAGGAACAAACCCAAACCUGGAAGCCACAACUGAUGAUGGACCGACUGCAACCAUGUGCUGCAUAAAGAUGGUUUACAACAUUGUAAAUAAAUUGACCUCACAAAUUUUAUGGAGCUCGAAAGUCAGUUUAAUUGAGGGCAAAUUUUAACUCAAUGCGUAAUUUUUGUACUUAUUCUUUUUUUGACCCUGUAACAUCAAAUGUAUCAUAUGUAAUAGACAAGUUUUUGUUUUUUGUUUUUUACAUGAUUAGUGUUAUUUUUUGUUCUUAACCCUUUAAAGGGCACUCAGGGAAAUAAUUUGAAAAUCAUAAUUUAAUGCCAAUAGUGUUAUUGGAAUCCAGCAAAAUUGCUUCUAUAAGAAAUUAGUAAAGAACACAUAUUUUUUUGUUACCUUAGAGCAGGAGUCUGCAACCUGCGGCUCCAGAGUCACAUGUGGCUCAUGGAUUCUCUCCAGCGGCUCUUAAAGUGUAUAUAAACAGCUAAAUAAUUU
This is a messenger RNA of Cyprinodon variegatus (sheepshead minnow), 1216 nucleotides long. Its product is annotated as synapse-associated protein 1-like. The record is from RefSeq and is a predicted model, not a curated record. Bases 1 to 354 code for a protein of 117 amino acids. The transcript has 3 exons. NCBI's taxonomy places the organism in Eukaryota, Metazoa, Chordata, Actinopteri, Cyprinodontiformes, Cyprinodontidae.